Plasmodium malariae is the source of this 1356-nucleotide messenger RNA. RefSeq names its product plasmepsin, putative. Gene Ontology annotation, biological process: proteolysis. Lineage: Eukaryota; Apicomplexa; Aconoidasida; Haemosporida; Plasmodiidae. Bases 1 to 1356 code for a protein of 451 amino acids. Gene Ontology annotation, molecular function: aspartic-type endopeptidase activity. The record is from RefSeq and is a predicted model, not a curated record. The transcript has a single exon.
AUGGACAUAACGGUAAAAGAACAAGAAUUUUCAAAUGGUUUGAUAAAAAAUUCAUCAGCCUUUGAAAACAUAAAGUUUAGUAACAUAAAGAAUAAUUUUAAAGUUCAGAAGAAAUUUCAGAUAUUAUAUUUUAUUCUCUUUAUAUUUGUAACUGGAGUAUUUUUUUUCUUUUUGAUUGGAAAUUAUUUCUUUUCCCCAAAUUAUAAAGUGAAUAAAAUUGUACAAAAUACGGAACAUUUAACAAUAGGAUUUAAAAUUGAAAGACCACAUGACAAAGUAUUAAAAACCAUAGUUGAGAAAAACUUAAAAAAUUAUAUAAAAGAGACUGUAAAAUUUUUUCAGUCAGGAUAUGUAAAACAAAAUUAUUUAGGUAGUGAAAAUGACGUAAUAGAACUAGACGAUGUUGCUAAUUUAAUGUUUUAUGGUGAAGGGGAAGUAGGUGAUAAUCAUCAAAAAUUUAUGUUAAUAUUUGAUACAGGUUCAGCUAACUUAUGGGUACCAAGCAAAAAAUGUAACAGUAUUGGAUGUAGUACUAAACAUUUGUAUGAUUCAAGUAAAUCCAAAUCUUAUGAAAAAGAUGGAACAAAAGUAGAAAUAACUUAUGGCUCAGGUACUGUUAGAGGAUUUUUUAGUAAAGACUUAGUUACUCUUGGUUAUCUUUCUUUACCAUAUAAAUUUAUAGAAGUAACUGACACAGAUGAUUUAGAACCAUUAUACACUGCUGCUGAAUUUGAUGGUAUAUUAGGUUUAGGAUGGAAAGAUUUAUCCAUUGGUUCUAUUGAUCCUAUUGUUGUUGAAUUAAAAAAUCAAAAUAAAAUAGAUCAAGCUUUGUUUACUUUUUAUUUACCUGUACAUGAUAAACAUUCUGGUUAUCUAACCAUUGGUGGUAUAGAAGAGAAAUUUUACGAAGGAGAAUUAACUUAUGAAAAAUUAAAUCAUGAUUUAUUUUGGCAAGUGGAUUUAGAUGUAAAUUUUGGAAAAACAUCUAUGGAAAAAGCAAAUGUUAUUGUUGAUAGUGGUACAAGUACCAUUACUGCACCAACAAGUUUUAUUAACAAAUUCUUUAAAGACUUAAAUGUUAUCAAAGUUCCCUUCUUACCAUUCUAUAUUACUACUUGUAAUAAUAAAGAUAUGCCUACCUUAGAAUUUAAAUCUGCCAACAAUACAUACACAUUAGAACCAGAAUACUACAUGGAGCCAUUACUAGAUAUUGAUGACACUUUGUGUAUGCUUUAUAUCCUACCAGUCGAUAUUGACAAAAACACAUUCAUUUUAGGAGAUCCAUUUAUGAGAAAAUAUUUCACCGUAUUUGACUAUGACAAGGAGAGUAUCGGAUUUGCCGUUGCAAAAAACUAG